Molecule: messenger RNA, 1416 nt
Organism: Cylicocyclus nassatus
Lineage: Eukaryota; Metazoa; Nematoda; Chromadorea; Rhabditida; Strongylidae
Source: the annotation of a GenBank genome assembly
AUGAACUCGGCCGAACGACGCUAUUUUGAGCUCGACUUUACUGGCCCAAAACCUGUCGAUUACGAUUAUCAAGCUAAAAGGAUACGUGUCUACAAGAACGGAAGCGAAAACGAUCCAGGCAAGCUUGUCACUGUUACUCGACGUGAGUUCAAGCAUUGGAUUCUUUUUCUGGAUGCACUAACCGAAAAGCUGGGGACAAUUACAGCAGUUAACAAGCUGUUCACCACGGGCGGUAUUCGGGUAGAGCAUUUUAACGAUCUGGAGAACAACGGCGAAUAUGUAGCCGUUGAGCGUGGACCAUUUAUUGACUGCAAUUACGGAAUGGGACGAGUAUGGACGCAGACAGAACGGGGACGUUUUGCAAUCAGCAAGUAUGCUCCGAGGAAACCCAUGAAAAAAUAUCCGGCAGGCAAGAUCCCUGCCACAGCACGAGAUGUUUAUCGACGACCACAUACUGAACUUUUGAGAUAUAGAUAUGAUAUUCAAGAUGAUGAUGACAUCGAUUUUCCAUAUAGACUCACACCAUUAAGCGCUGCUCCAAGAUAUACACUUACGAAGUGGACAUCUCUCGUGCGAGUCACAGAGAACAAACCCACAUUUUUGAACUCAGGAGAUAGCAUGGAUAUAUAUCUGAAGAAACAAGGGUACGGUAGUACAACAGGUUUACCGUAUCCUCUAGAUGGCCUGUCACGCAGUCCUAAUGCUUCACUGAUGAAUAUGGCUGCGAAAGAAAAGAUGGGAGGUAGUAUGGAGCAACUGAAUAAGGCGACUAAAGAGCUCUGGUCUGACGAACAUCAUUCGAUGAGUAUGGCAAAUCUACGAGCGCCUCCGGAUCAUUCAAUGAGCAUGGCAAAUAUGCGAGCACCACCAGAGUACAAAGAAAGGAAAAAGGAGCAUUCAUUAUUCAAUUUGACGAGCACCGGAACGAAAUUGCCACGUCUAAUAGGAAUUGAAAAUCAGAAGCUUCCGCCAAGACUAAAAGAAAACGAACGACUCCCUCCUAUCAAAUCGAAUGAUCAGCCGCCAGCAAAAACUCUGCAAAAACAAGAUAGUAAAGGAGAGGAACGGAAAGCUACUGUGAGGGAUCCUGGACUUACAGAAGAACGCAGAAGUGGUAUUAGAGAUAUAGGUCGCUCACAAGCGCCAAAACACGAAGGGAAACAAAUUGAAGAGGCAAAGGAUGUCAUGGAGUACUCAGUUGUUGACAAAUCCAUGCAACCAUGGGAAGGCACAAGUGGUAAUACGGUGUAUGAGAAAAAAGAAAUGAUGCAUGAAGUAGUUACCAAAGAUCCUGGCUCUUUGAGAUGGCAAGAUACAUCGCGUCGAAAGAAAAUGACUGAAGUAAUACGGACGUACGAAAAAAUCCGUGAAUAUAGACGCUUUAUCGAUGAAUAUGAUCCAGAUUUUGUUGAUUGA